Acinonyx jubatus (cheetah) is the source of this 2060-nucleotide messenger RNA. RefSeq names its product syntrophin beta 2 (gene SNTB2). Bases 44 to 1666 code for a protein of 540 amino acids. The record is from RefSeq and is a predicted model, not a curated record. Gene Ontology annotation, molecular function: protein binding; structural molecule activity. The transcript is spliced from 7 exons. Lineage: Eukaryota; Metazoa; Chordata; Mammalia; Carnivora; Felidae. Gene Ontology annotation, cellular component: synapse; dystrophin-associated glycoprotein complex; intracellular anatomical structure.
CCCUCGGGCGGGAAGGGGGAAGCGCCGAGGCUGCCUGACUGGAAUGAGGGUAGCUGCGGCGACUGCGGCGGCGGGAGCGGGGCAGGCCAUGGCGGUGUGGACGCGGGCCACCAAAGCGGGGCUUGUGGAGCUGCUCCUAAGGGAGCGCUGGGUUCGGGUGGUGGCCGAGCUCAGCGGAGAGAGCCUAAGCCUCACCGGCGACGCAGCGGCGGCUGAGUCCGAGCCCUCUUUAGGGCCGGCGGCGGCCGCCUUCAACGGCCUCCCGAACGGCGGUGGCGCCGGCGACUCGCUGCCCGGGAGUCCCAGCCGCGGCCUGGGUCCCCCGAGCCCGCCCGCGCCGCCGCGGGGCCCGGCGGGCGAGGCGGGCGCGUCGCCGCCCGUGCGCCGGGUGCGGGUAGUGAAGCAGGAGGCGGGCGGCCUGGGCAUCAGCAUCAAGGGCGGCCGCGAGAACCGGAUGCCCAUCCUCAUCUCCAAGAUCUUCCCGGGGCUGGCGGCCGACCAGAGCCGAGCGUUGCGGCUGGGCGACGCCAUCCUGUCGGUGAACGGCACCGACCUGCGCCAGGCCACCCACGACCAGGCCGUGCAGGCGCUGAAGCGCGCGGGCAAGGAGGUGCUGCUGGAGGUCAAGUUCAUCCGAGAAGUAACACCAUAUAUCAAGAAGCCAUCAUUAGUAUCAGAUCUACCGUGGGAAGGUGCAUCUCCUCAGUCACCAAGCUUUAGUGGCAGUGAGGACUCUGGUUCUCCAAAACACCAGAACAGCACCAAGGACAGGAAGGUCAUCCCUCUCAAAAUGUGCUUUGCUGCUAGAAACCUAAGCAUGCCGGAUCUGGAAAACAGAUUGAUAGAACUACAUUCUCCUGAUAGCAGGAACACGUUGAUCCUACGCUGCAAGGAUACAGCCACGGCACACUCCUGGUUCGUAGCUAUCCACACCAACAUAAUGGCUCUCCUCCCACAGGUAUUGGCUGAACUCAAUGCCAUGCUUGGUGCAACCAGUACAGCAGGAGGCAGCAAGGAGGUCAAGCACAUUGCCUGGCUGGCAGAACAGGCAAAGCUAGAUGGUGGAAGACAACAGUGGAGACCUGUCCUUAUGGCUGUGACUGAGAAGGAUUUGCUGCUUUAUGACUGUAUGCCAUGGACAAGGGAUGCCUGGGCAUCACCAUGUCAUAGCUACCCCCUUGUUGCUACAAGGUUGGUUCAUUCUGGCUCUGGAUGUCGAUCACCCUCACUUGGAUCUGACCUUACAUUUGCUACUCGGACGGGCUCUCGGCAGGGCAUUGAGAUGCAUCUCUUCAGAGUGGAGACACAUCGGGAUCUGUCAACCUGGACCAGGAUACUUGUUCAGGGUUGUCAUGCUGCUGCUGAACUAAUUAAGGAAGUCUCUCUAGGCUGCACAUUAAAUGGCCAAGAAGUAAGACUCACUGUCCACUAUGAAAAUGGGUUCACUGUCUCCAAGGAAAAUGGAGGUUCCAGCAGCAUACUGUACCGCUACCCCUUUGAAAGGCUGAAAAUGUCUGCUGAUGAUGGCAUCAGAAAUCUGUAUUUGGAUUUUGGUGGUCCUGAGGGAGAACUGACCAUGGACCUGCACUCUUGUCCGAAGCCGAUUGUAUUUGUGUUGCACACGUUCUUGUCAGCCAAAGUCACUCGUAUGGGACUGCUUGUAUGAGCAGCAAAAAAUCAGAAAAGAGUCUUGAAUGUCACAAGAAGUAUUUCCACCUCAAAAAAAAAAAAAAAAGAAAGAAAAAAAGCACAAAAAGAAAGCUCUCUCUCCUCCAGCACAGUGCCUUGACAAGGACCUGCAAAUCACUGCUGAACAGUAACCAUGUUUAAAGAAGAGCCUGCCUUUCACAAGCUACCUUGGCCAGAAAUUCUAGUACUCUAAUAAGCUCCAACAUGAAGCUGUUGAUUGACUGUAUAGUUUCCUAAUGUGGUUUCUAAGUAACUAGGUUUAUUUCCCCUGUUAAGAAGGAUGGCUCAUUGUGGGGUUUCUUUUGGGACGUAAUCAAAUAUCGAAGAGUUGUUUUCGUUUUCUUCUUCCUACAGGAUUUGUUUCAAGCUUA